This is a messenger RNA of Mauremys reevesii (Reeves's turtle), 401 nucleotides long. Its product is annotated as tripartite motif-containing protein 15-like. NCBI's taxonomy places the organism in Eukaryota, Metazoa, Chordata, Testudines, Geoemydidae. The annotation marks the transcript as partial. The record is from RefSeq and is a predicted model, not a curated record. The transcript is spliced from 3 exons.
GCUGGGAGAAGUCGAGGAAUUCUAACUCCAGGCCCAUUAGAGCAGCGACUCUCUAGCCAGAACUUAUAAUGAGUCACACAGUAAAAUAUAAUCACGUGAAAUUGUUUCCCUCCAGGUGUGAGAAGAGGAAGUUCCAGCAGCCAGAGGAGAUUUCUCCUGAACUGGAAGAGCGAGUCAGUGGUUUCUGCCAGAAAACGAUUGUGCUAAUGGAGAUUCUGGGGAAGUUCAAAGACACUCUGCCGUCUGAACUGGAGAGAAAAAGGGGAGGAUCAUUUGGAGCACACAGAGAGGUGAAUGUGACUCUGGAUCCAGACACGGCUCAUCCCAACCUCGUCCUGUCUGAGGAUUGGAAAAGUGUGAGAGGGGGAAACACACGACAGCGACUGCCCAACAACCCUGAG